This is a messenger RNA of Ilyonectria robusta, 1845 nucleotides long. RefSeq names its product mitochondrial carrier domain-containing protein. The record is from RefSeq and is a predicted model, not a curated record. The transcript is spliced from 6 exons. Bases 1 to 1845 code for a protein of 614 amino acids. NCBI's taxonomy places the organism in Eukaryota, Fungi, Ascomycota, Sordariomycetes, Hypocreales, Nectriaceae. Gene Ontology annotation, biological process: transmembrane transport. Gene Ontology annotation, molecular function: calcium ion binding; ATP transmembrane transporter activity.
AUGACCGUGUCCAAGCUGGUCAGCAAGGCCGAACAUGGCUUUGGGGAGUCGCAAAACCAGCGCGAUGCCCGCGUCGAGGAGUUGUGGGCUAGCCUCGAGCCCGAACGCACCGGCGAGCUGGAUUUGAAGGGCUUGAAGAAGGGGCUUCGCAGGAUUGAUCAUCCUAUGAAAAAUGCCGACGAUAUGCUUAAGCGAAUAAUGGGCGAGGUGGACCAAGACCGCGAUGGCAAGAUCCAAUAUGAAGAGUUCCGCACAUUCGUCGAAAAAGCCGAGCGACAACUUUUUGCUCUAUUUAGAACCAUUGACAAGGACGGCAACGGGAAGCUCGACAAGGACGAGCUCCAGGCGGCCUUUAAGAACGGUGGCCUAACCGUCUCCAAUCGCCGCCUCGCCGAGUUCUUCGACGACGUGGACCUUAACCACGACGGCUUCAUCACCUUUGAUGAGUGGCGAAACUUUUUACUCUUUAUGCCUCCUCACGACCACGACUCUCAACUUCAUGCUGUCUUGUCGUUUUACUACUCAGUGGUCAGCGUGACCCCCGAAGGAGACUCGAUUGUGAGUGAGGAAACAUUAGAGGGUAUAGGUACGGACGGAUUCCGCUCCCUUUUUAUCACCCUGUUCGGCUCUCUUCUCAGAGUCGCGUUCCCCUUCGACCCUCCCAGGACCUCCGAAUCCGCUUCGAUACCUCCGACGACCCGGCGCGCCUUGGAUGACUCUCCCAUUUCCGUCGAGAACAUGGCUGCGGCGGCCGCCUAUCCCACUUUCGACGACUCGGCCGAGGAGCUGGCCGAGUCCUUCUCGCAACACGUCGGCGCUGGCACCCCGGGACAGACCUCAACUGGAGUCUUGAAACAGCACAAGAAGUAUAGACUGACAGACUUUGUCCCUGAUCCAGGUUACUUCGUUGCGGGUGCCAUCGCUGGCGGAGUUUCGCGUACGGCGACUGCUCCCCUCGACCGAUUGAAGGUUUAUCUGCUCGUCAACACUAGCAACACCACCUCGACGGCAGGCGUAGCGCUCAAACAGGGACAUCCCUUAGCCGCACUGAAGAACGCAUCUCGGCCAUUCAGCGACGCCAUCCGAGAACUUUUCCGCUCUGGGGGCUUCCGUAGUUUCUUUGCCGGCAAUGGAUUGAAUGUUGUCAAGAUCAUGCCGGAGACGGCUAUCAAGUUCGGAUCAUAUGAAGCAGCUAAGCGAGCACUGGCCAACUUUGAGGGUCAUGGUGACCCUAAAAAGAUCAACUCAUACUCCAAGUUCACCGCUGGUGGUGUUGCUGGCAUGAUCGCGCAGUCUUUUGUUUAUCCCCUUGAUACCUUGAAAUUCCGACUUCAGUGCGAAACUGUCAAAGGAGGACUCACAGGUGCUGCUCUCGUUCGCCAGACAGCGCUCAAGAUGUACGCCGACGGAGGCAUUGCCGCAGCUUACCGAGGCUUGACGAUGGGCCUGAUUGGAAUGUUCCCUUACAGUGCCAUCGACAUGGGCAUGUUUGAGCUGCUAAAAACGACGUACAAGGGCUACUACGCUAAAUACUACAACAAACAUGAGGACGAUGUUCAAAUCGGCAACAUCGCUACGGGCAUGAUCGGCGCCACAUCCGGAGCAUUUGGCGCAAGUGUUGUUUACCCCCUUAACGUUGUCCGUACCCGACUACAGACGCAAGGCACAAGCAUGCACAAGGCCACCUACACCGGCAUAUGGGAUGUAACGCAGAAGACGAUACAACGGGAAGGAUAUCGCGGGCUGUACAAAGGCCUGACACCGAAUCUUCUCAAGGUCGCCCCGGCGCUAAGCAUCACAUGGGUGGUGUACGAGAAUUCAAAGAAGACGCUCGGUCUGAACUGA